AAUGAUCGGAAAACAGCCGUGUCCAACCUUCUAUCCUGAUUCCUGAUGCUAAAAUCAGAAUUAGAGAACCGCUAACCUAGAAACUGCCUAGCGGCCCGAUCGCCACAAAACCGUCGGCGCAUGAACUCGACCCCGGCUUUGUCGCAGAAAACGCCUCCCGAAACUCUUUUCCCCUGGCCUCUCUCCACAACCACUAAGCCGGUGCGCAACGACACAGUCACGGCGGCUUCUUCUCCCCCCAGCAGAGGCCAGUCGCACCCUCGUCCGAAUCUUGCGCUCGUCCCCCCUUGAAGGCGCAUAGACGACCAAAGACGAGAGAUGUCAAACGUCCAGACGUCGCCCUGGUUUCGGGGCUUUCGGGCCCCCUGCUACGAGUCUGUCCGUGGCAUCUGAUUCGGCUCUCGGCUGGUCGCGCGAAAAGAGCAGGGAGUUGAGACGCCCAGGUCAAAGUUUUAGCGCCAGGAAACACGACAAGGAAAGAAGUCGAGGCAGAAUGAAGACGAGAAAUAGGAAAGAUGGGGCUUUUUCAUGCCUUUGUCAAUCGAGUAUAAGAAGAAGCGCAAGUCCGGGCCCAGGAUGUUUGGCUUCUUCUUUCUCUCCAUCACCAUCACGACUUCCCAGUCACCAACACCUCAACUUCCUUCACUCCUUCAGGCCAGGUGCCUCUUUUUCCCAACCUUCCUUUCUUUCAGAGUUCAAUUUCGACCUGGUGUCGCUUGCUUCGUCUUUUUAAUCUUUUUUUCAAAAACACGAAAACAACUACAACUCUCUCGCUCUCUUUUGGAACUUUUCACCAACAUCUUUUUGUAUACACACAACAAACACAAUACCGCAAAAAUGGUUCGCUUGUCAGUUGCCUCAGCUCUUACUUUCGCCCUUUCUGUCUACGCCCUUGGUGACCCUGCUGGUGCCAAGAACGUCGGAAAUGGCGCCGGUGGUCAGUUCAUUGGCGGCCAGUGCUUGUCUAGCAAGGACUGCGCUUCGACUUGCUGCGCUUUCAUAAGCGGUGGUGGUGUUUGCUCUGGUCUUGGUGCUCAGUUCCAGGCUGGGAAAUCAGGUUGUGGUUUUGGUGACGGUGGUGCUCCUCCUCAGCCCAGUGCUGCUGCCGGCAGCUCCAACUCCGGCUCCAGCUCCGGCUCUACAUCCAACACUGGCACUUCUGCCAACGUUCCCGCUGGCUUCAACACCGCUGUCGGUGACCCAGCUGGUGCCAAGAACCUCGGCAACGGCCAGGGCCAACAGUUCAUUACUGGUGCCUGUCUCAGCGAUGCUGACUGUGCCUCUGGCUGCUGUGCCGGUCAAAACGGUGGUGCUACAUGCUCUGGUGUCGGCGCCCAGUUCCAGAACGGCAAGACUGGCUGUGGCUUCAAUGCCAACGGCGGCUCUUCUUCUGCCCCUGCUCCUGCUCCUGCGCCCAGCUCCAACAGCGGCUCCAGCUCCGGCUCUACUAACAGCGCUGUUGCUGCUCCCGCUGGCUUCAACACCGCAGUUGGCGAUCCCGCCGGUGCCAAGAACCUCGGCAACGGCAAGGGCCAGCAGUUCAUUACCGGUGCCUGCCUCAGCGAUGCCGACUGUGCUUCUGGCUGCUGCGCCGGUCAAAACGGCGGUGCCACUUGCUCCGGUGUUGGUGCCCAAUUCCAGAACGGCAAGACUGGUUGCGGCUUCUCUGCUUCUACCAAGCGAAGCUUCGAAUUCUCUCGCAUUGCCCGACGAUUCAAGGCCUAAAUGGAUGAUGUAGAAAAAAACCGGUGGUUCAGUACUGGAGACUGAGGUGUAGAGACAAGGAUGACUUUGAUUCCGGGUCUCACUUAAUUCGGUGGUCGUUAUCUAGGUACCUAAUUCAUACUCUACAUGGCUAGACUUUAAUAGAUAUCAAUCAUCACUUCC
Molecule: messenger RNA, 1887 nt
Organism: Trichoderma atroviride IMI 206040
Lineage: Eukaryota; Fungi; Ascomycota; Sordariomycetes; Hypocreales; Hypocreaceae
Source: RefSeq, a predicted model, not a curated record